UCUAUCUAGAGGCGCAGCGAAGGCGGCAGAGGAGUGAAUGGUGAAGCAAAGUAGGGUUUUUAUUGCAGCUCGUUUGUGUUUUCGAUUUCAUCUCUGCGGAAUAAUUUUUGGACUAUUGCAAGCAUAAGGAUUUGAAGGAACAAGUUGCCUUUUGAUGCUAUGAUGCAGAAAAGGCAAAUAAGCGUCCAUCAUCUGUUAAACAAACUCAAGCAUGGCUGUGAUGUACUAUCUCUUUGUAAGGGGCUGUCUCCUCAAUUUCAUCAAGUUGUGGUUAUUCUUGUUGGGGUUGGAGUGGGAGUGGCUGGUCUAUGUGUGGCUAUCCGGAAAGGGUACUUUGGAUGGUCGGACAUUCCAGGUGCUUCUGGACAAAAGGGCUCUUCUGAGUUCAUAUACUAUGUUGCCGGACUGCAAAAUCUUGGAAGUAACUGUUUCUUAAAUGUAAUCAUGCAGGCACUAGCUAGCUGUAGCUGUUUCUAUCCCUUUCUUCAAGAUAUACUGAUCGAUGGUGAUCUGUUGUUGGAUCAAAAGCCUGAAAAGAUGCCCCUCAGAGUUGCUUUAACUUCACUAUUGGAAGAUCUAUGUGUUGUUCGAGAUGAAAAGACUGUGCUUAACCCACGAAAGGUGAUGCUAGCAAUGGGCAACUAUGUCAGCAGCUUUAAUUUAACAAGACAGCAGGAUGCUGCUGAAGCAUUUCUUCAUCUUUUAUCUUCAUUGGAAGAGGAAGUUUUACAGUACUAUGUGCCGCUUGACAGUUCUUUGGCAGACAUUGUGUCUUUGCCUUCAAGGAUUCAUCAGCCAAUAAGGGAAGGUCUGAGUGAUUGUGCACAAUGGCGAAAACAUUACAUUGGACCACUUGCCGGAACUAUCAGUAGCAUUUUGGUCUGUAGAAGUUGUUCAUCUGUGCUCUCAAUGGAUAUUGAGUCCUUCCACUGCCUCCCUCUCACCCCUUUGCAGGCUAAAAUCUCAGAUGUGGUUGAUGGUUGUACAUUGGUUGAUUGCAUUAAACAUUUCAUUGCACCAGAGCACGUAGAGAAUUAUCGUUGUGGCCGAUGCUGGCAUGAUUCUGCUAUGAAAUAUUUGUCCUCAAAAAGUCAAAAAGACGAGGAAAAGAUGGAAACCAUCAGCAACUGUGUCAAAAUUGAUUCUUGUGAUUGCAAGAGCCUUUUUCUUCCAGAAGAAGUGAUGUGGAAUGGUUUUUCAGAUGCUGUAAAGCGUCUAAGAAUUGCUCGUUGUCCAAAGAUUUUGUGCAUCCAUCUGCAACGUGCCUCCAUGAGCUCGGAUGGUGAUUUAAUUAAGCUUCAGGGAUACAUUUCGUUUCCCCAAGUCCUGGACUUGUUCCCAUUCACCGAAGUCGCAAUAGAAAUGGAACAACAAACUUUUUUCGAAAAUACAAGCAAACGAGGAAUAGGCCCACAGCAUCUGUUGCCAACACAUAUGCAAUGGAAAAUGCAAAUGCUGUCACAAAUUUACAAAAUCUCUGGUGAAAACAUCGCUCGAGAAGCUUCACUUAAGAAUAAGAUGCAAAAUUCUUUCUGUGAUUCACAUACUGAUUAUCCCUUCAGCAAAAGCGAUGUUGUUCCUGAUUCCAUCAAACCACUAAUCAGUGGUGGUUCAUCAAGUUCUUCAAGGAAAAUUCAGUAUCACCUUUCAUCGGUUGUUGAACACUAUGGAAGGCCGGAAAGCGGUCAUUAUGCAGUUUAUCGGAGAGUAUCAUUUGAUUCCGCCUGCAGUGAAACCCCGGGACAGCAAUGGCUGUACAUAUCAGAUGAUAAAGUAUCAAGAGUCUCAGAAGAAGCUGUUUUUACUGCAGAAGCAAGCUUGCUUUUCUAUGAAAGACUUGAAGAACACUUAUAAUUCUACCAUGUUUUUUCUUUUCUCUAUUCAAUUCGUAGGCAAAAGAUUCAAUCUCAAAUGAAAAGAAGUCUUUGUAUGAAAAAAAAUAUAUAUAUAUUCAAACAUUAUGAUCACAAACAAAUUGUAUGAUGAUAUGAUGUACACGUCUUUAGAGGAUGAAAAGUUGAUCACUUCACUCUUGUCUUGAUA
This is a messenger RNA of Dioscorea cayenensis subsp. rotundata (Guinea yam), 2043 nucleotides long. Its product is annotated as ubiquitin carboxyl-terminal hydrolase 27. NCBI's taxonomy places the organism in Eukaryota, Viridiplantae, Streptophyta, Magnoliopsida, Dioscoreales, Dioscoreaceae. The record is from RefSeq and is a predicted model, not a curated record. Gene Ontology annotation, biological process: protein deubiquitination. Gene Ontology annotation, cellular component: cytosol; nucleus. The transcript is spliced from 11 exons. Bases 160 to 1854 code for a protein of 564 amino acids. Gene Ontology annotation, molecular function: cysteine-type endopeptidase activity; cysteine-type deubiquitinase activity.